This is a messenger RNA of Musca domestica (house fly), 7358 nucleotides long. RefSeq names its product DNA-binding protein D-ETS-4. Gene Ontology annotation, molecular function: DNA-binding transcription factor activity, RNA polymerase II-specific; sequence-specific DNA binding. Gene Ontology annotation, biological process: regulation of transcription by RNA polymerase II; cell differentiation. The record is from RefSeq and is a predicted model, not a curated record. Gene Ontology annotation, cellular component: nucleus. The transcript is spliced from 5 exons. The coding region runs from base 1582 to 3531 and encodes 649 amino acids. Lineage: Eukaryota; Metazoa; Arthropoda; Insecta; Diptera; Muscidae.
GCUUCGUGAAUGCUCGAAGCAAAACAAACAAUACGAAUGGAAGAAAUGGAAAAAUAAUAAUUCGCAACUGAAACAAACAAGAUAGAGUGCCCACCGCACCGCCAACAAAACUGGCCCCAAACUGACAGAACCAAUGAAUGAGAGAAUUGUGCAAAAGCUUUAACGAAAAGCCAAACACAAAUGGCAAGUGCCAAGAUCUGCAAAAUCUCAGCUAACAUAAAUGAGCGAAAAUACUAAGCGAACGGUUAGAUAGCGCGGAGAUUUGAAGAAUAUUUAAUAAGAAAUUAAAAUUAUAUAAAAAUUAGUUAAGAAACCCAAAAAAGAAAAAAAAAUCAAAAACAAAAAUACAAACAAAAAAGAAAAACCAAAAAUACAAAAAAACAACAACUACAGCAAUAAAUUAACGAGCAAAGCGAAAUUCAAUAAAAAAUCAAUACCAAAAUAAAAUCAAAGAAGAUUUUAGCCAACAGAAAUAUUCAAAACAAACGAAAAAAUUAUCUCAUACCAAAAAGGCAAACAAACAAAGCGCGUGUGACAAAGACGCAUGCGUUUAUGGAUACUACAAAUGCUUCACUAGAUUUUUGUGGUAUUUUGGAGUAUUUUGCCAAAAAAUAUAAUUGAUAAAUUCAGAUUAUUUUUACUGCAAUUAAAAUUGAUUAGAAACUUAAUUGUAUCAUUUUUGUGUGAAAAGUGGCUCAACCAAAAAGAACCUGACAUAUUUUUGUUCCAAAACAUAAGUGAAGCUGAACAUAUGCACACACUUUUACAACUACUAAACAUUGCGCAUGCGUCUGGUCAUGCUAAUUUGAUGUCUACAUAUGCUCAAGACAACAUCUAAUUAGCCUAACCCACUCGAAGUAGACAAUGUCAAAGAUGCUGCAUAUAUCAGCUUUGACGAUGAUAAUCAAGAUGCUGAUGCCAUGUUUCUAAUAGUUUCCAGCAUACAAUGAAUGAAGAUAACAAUGCACACCUCCAUAGCACCUGUUGUCUAAUUUCUUCUCCCAACGUCUGCUAAGAAUUCCCACUGUGUGAUCUCAUAAGCAAAUGUAGACAACAAUCAAUUCAACUGCCGCUGCCGUCACAACUCUCGAGCAUCACCAGUACCAGCCAGUCAAACCGCCAGCCAGCCAGCCACAAUUAACAUUCAUAAGCACUUAGAUUCUGAUCCCCUUUGGUUAAAUGAUUUAUAUGCCUACUCCGUCGUACAGCACCCCUCCAUCCACAGUCCAUCCAGUGAUGAUAAAUCAGACAAUCAGCCAGUCGUCUCGUCUGAAAGUCUAGGAAAAUCUAGUUUUUGUUUUCUUUUUCUAUGAAAACUGGUCGAUUUGUUUUUCUUCACACAUUUCAAUACGAUAGAAAACGAAUUGCUUUCGCGCAGGCGCAGGCGCAUUCGCCACUCAAACAGAUUACAACCAUAGCACGUCAACCGAGUUAGCAAAACAAAAACGAAAAUCUAGUGCAAGAACUUGGCCAAUAAAAAAGAAGACGAAGAAACGACAUCAACGGCGCAUCAUACAUACCAGCUCAUCUUUGGUAUUGAGGUCCAUUACCAGAUAUUUGAAAUUCCCUUUUGUGGUCUGAAUGGAAAACGGCGAGAAAAUGUUCUCUUUUACAGCAACUGCUUCGAAUUCUUCUUUAAAGAUGCCGCAGACAGGCUGCUUAGUAGUACAAAAUCCCCCAUCUAUUUCCACUGCAUCAGUGCCAGUCCAAAGUAAUUUUAAUUUUAAAUUGGAACUACAGCAAGAGGAACAACAACAUUUCUCCGCUGCGAAUAACAGCACAGCAACAACAACAACAACGAACGAUCCCUAUGCCACAUAUACUGAUAAUUUUGAUCUAUCGCUACUACCUCAAGAUUGCUGUGCUGACACAGCUACAAACACAACAAAAGCCGAACCGCAAUCAUCAUCACAUGUACCGGCAGUAACGAAUGCUCCUCAUUCAUCGACAAAUCUCAUAGAUAGUAUACCAACGACAGUUUUCAAUUUCGACAAAACGGCGACGGAUCACACAAAUACGCAAUUGUUAACCGUGCCCGAUAUUAAGGUGGAACAGACGUGGUCUUCGUGCCCCUCACUAAAUACGAUCAAGCAGGAACAAAUCUAUCAGAGUUAUUUUCCCGCUAAUAAUCAGCAACAACAACGACAACAACAGCAACAACAACUCAUUGCUCCGCCACCCGCAUAUCCCGCGCAUAUCUAUCCAUCGCCACAAUCUAGCCCAGCUCAAUCCGAAUACGCUUUUCCCCAAACACAAUUUUCCGGUUGCUACGAAUCUUUGGGAUCUUCACACAACUCCCUGUAUGGCACAGCCUGCUCACCGUGUCCCUCAAUCAAACAAGAACAAUUGCACAUUUUGCCACCCUCCCCGCCAGAAUCCAGCUGUGAUACACCCACACCACAUUCGGCUAGCAGCAGUGCCAGCAGCAGUGUUGGUUUCGAUUUCAAAUCAGAACCUUUCGAUUCGGAUGUUGAAACGUUUCAAGAUUUGAAAAACUCCCCCUCGAACAGAACAGACACAACAGUGCCAUCCAACCGUGCACAGGUAUCGGCCCAACGGCAUUUCCAAUGUCCAACGGACCACCAAGUAUUACGUGAAUAUUUGGAGGAUACAACGUUCCAGAGGAAACACAAUCUGAAACCUUUGGCUCUGGAUUCGUUUAUUGGUGCCCUGGAAGAGGUUCGUGAUAAUUUCGAACCGGUCAUUUCAUUGGCUUUGGAACAUGCCAAACGUGAGGCCGAUGCUAUCUGCGCUAAAUUGCAAAUAUCUCAAGAUCCCUCUGAUUGGACACCACAACAAGUUCAUGCAUGGUUACGAUCCACCAUACAACAAUUCGAUUUGCCAAUUAUUGAGAAUUUGGAAAAUAAAUUCAAUGAGAGUGGAGCGGCUCUGUUGCAAUUAACCGAAGAAGAAUUCGUUCGUAGAAUACCCGAGGGUGGUGAAAAAUUACAUGCUCAAUUGGAAAUAUGGAAAUUGACGCACUCCGAUAAUUACCAUCUAAAUUCAAUCAACAGCUGCGCACACCAACAAAUGUGGACUCAAAAUUCUAUGCCUGCACUAUACAGUCAAGACAUGGAAGAAGAUACCGAAGACGAAGAUGAUUUUCUUCCAAACGACAAUCACACACCGAGUACGGGAAAUAACCUCAACGGCCAGUAUAUGAACAAUGAAGGUGCUACAACAAAUGGUGGUGGUGGUGCUGGUACCAAUCAAAUGGUACCAACCAUAAAACGUGCUGGAGCACGGAACGGAGGAUCUCACAUACAUUUAUGGCAAUUUCUAAAAGAGCUCUUAUCUGCACCGCAUAUCAACGGUACUGCCAUCCGUUGGAUUGAUCGCAGUAAGGGUAUUUUCAAAAUCGAAGAUUCUGUUAGAGUAGCUAAACUAUGGGGAAAACGUAAAAAUCGUCCAGCUAUGAACUAUGACAAAUUGUCACGUUCGAUACGUCAGUACUACAAGAAGGGCAUUAUGAAGAAGACCGAAAGAUCCCAGAGACUGGUAUAUCAGUUCUGUCAACCCUAUCAUAUGUGAAUGCGAAGGAGCAUCUGCCGAUUCUCAUAUUGGAUGUUUGAACAUUUAUUGAACAAGAAAAAAAAGGAAAUAUAUUUAUUUAUUUAUUCUAGUUUAAGAUAAUUUAUUGAAAAACUUUAUUUAUUGCAUAUUUAUUGAAAUAUUUAUUUAUUUAUUCCAUUAUUUAUUUAUUUAUUUUCCACACAAAAUAUUAUUUAUAAAAACAUCACAAUAUUUAUUUAUUUAUUACCGUAAUUUAAGUGAUGAAUGUGCGAAUAUUAGCUUUAAGUUUAUUUAUUUAUUGAAAAACUUAUUUAUUUUUGUUAACUUUAAAUAUGAAAUACAGUAAUAAUUAAGGGACGUAGAUCUAGAGACCAGGAAUGAGAUAGUUCAUUUUUAUAUCCAAAGGAUAGAGUUCAUUAUAGUGAAUUUAUUUUCAAAGCAGGAAAAGCUUUGCUUUAAGGCAAUGAAAAUUGAUAUGAGGGGAUGGCAAUCGAAUGGCAAAGUCAGCCUAAAAUCUUUAGAAAUUUCAAUGAGCUGAAGCUAACAUAAACUCAAAAAAGUAUUCAAGUCUUGUAAAAAGUGGAAUGUGGAAAUGAGCAUUUAAGACUCAACAGUGUAUAUAUAUAUUCUUGAUCAAUACAAGCUUCACUGCCUAUUAUGACAUGUUUGUACACUAGCUUCCGUACGGAAUGAAGUAAGUGGAAACAUUAAGCUGAAAUAUUUUAGGUCCUCAAGACUCUUGGAAUUAAAAAUCGGACAUAUAGGCCCGGUGGGACAUAUAGCCACCAAAUAGCAAUACUAUCCGAUUUAAGAUGUUUUUGGCAUUUGCUGUAAAUUGGCAGUUUACACUCCCAAACGACAAAAAUCAUUCUUCAAAAGAACUGACCACAUAGAUCCAAAUUGGGUUAUAGAUCCCAUAUAACAAUACCUUUCGAUGAUUUUCGGAAUUUUCUAAAAGUUGGUAUUUGGAGUUAACAAUAAUUCUCACCUUCUGCAUAUAGGCCACGCUUCCGUAUAGCCCCAAAAAAUGGAACCUCCCGAAUCAUAUCUAUAUUUUUUAAUAGAAUUGUUUAAGCUUUGGUUUUCAAGUUGGUAGUAGGUAUCAUCCACUUUAGACGAUUAUUUAUAUGGCCCCAAGUUUUUGACAGCCCUUGUAUAACGGUACCCCCCUAUUUUAGAUUAUUAUUGUCACAUUUUUCAAUUAUUUUAUAUAUUCUUUUUAUUUCGCAAUCCCAUUUUUUCUAAAAUAUCUAACAAGAAAUCGAUUAGUGUAUCUUAAAAUUCCAUUUCAAUUUGCGGAUUUGAUUUAUUUUUUAUAAGAUACAUCUAACUGGAAUACAAUCGCUUUUAUAAUUUAUUUAUCUCGGUUUGUACAUUUUUACCCCAUUUAAUGUUACUGAUGUUUUAUUUUCCAUUUAUUUGGCACAAAAACUCCUCUCGUGAGAAAAAUAAUCAGUGGCCCAUGAGAGUUGAUUAAAAGAAAUUGGCCAAUAUUACCCACCUUUGUUGGCUUCAAACUUAUUGGGAAAAGUGCUUCACGCUUUUUGUUACAUCCCACACCAGAGGGCAAGUUUUCAAAAAAUAAAGGAAAACGCAUUAAGUUCGGUCUUUGAGUUAGUCUUUUCGGCGACUUUGUAUACCACCAUUUGGAAGGAAUUUGUAAAUUUUCAAAAAAAAAAAAUCUGUUGAAAAAUACAACUAAAAUGCUAUAACUACGUAAUAUAACGAGUUACCUUCAUAUUGGGCCUAUACGAAGACAUAGACAAUUACGAUGUUCAUAUACCAAAUUUGAUACAAUUCCGGUGAAUAUUGGCGCUAAAAUGAUCAAAAUACCGAAUAUAGGGAGAUACCGGUAUAUGGGGGCUAUACAAAAACGUUUACCUAUUUAUUUUCCAAAUUUGACACAUUUCUGGGAAAAAGUGUGACACAAAUCAUAAAAAUAAGGAAUAUCUGGAGGUACAGUCAUAUAGAUACUAUACCAGGAUCUAGGCUUAUAUUGACAGUUUUUUUGCAAGGAUAUUUCUUACAUUAUUGGGCCUAUACGAAGACAUAGACAAUUACGAUGUUCAUAUACCAAAUUUGAUACAAUUCCGGUGAAUAUUGGCGCUAAACUGAUCAAAAUACCGAAUAUAGGGAGAUACCGGUAUAUGGGGGCUAUACAAAAACGUUUACCUAUUUAUUUUCCAAAUUUGACACAUUUCUGGGAAAAAGUGUGACACAAAUCAUAAAAAUAAGGAAUAUCUGGAGGUACAGUCAUUUGGGGACCAUACCAGAAUCUAGACCUAUAUUGACAGUUUUUUGCAAGGAUAUUUCUUACAUUAUAGGUACACCUGCUGCCAAUUUACAGUAAAUUCAUGUUAAAAUUGUCUACCAAAAAAACUUAAAUCUGUCGGUACAGUUAUAUGGGGAUUUUAAAUACCAAAUUUCCAGCAGGACUAACACACAUCUGAGUGACGGGAGGUAGCGUUUUAUGGGGGCUAUACGAAGACGUGGACCUGUACACACAAUUUUCUGUCAUAGGCUGUAGUAUCCACUUCGAACUUCAAAUACCAAAUUUUAAAACAUUUCCCGUGAAUAAUGUCGCUUAAAUCACCAAAAUACCGAAAAAAGGGAGGUACCAUUAUAUGGGGGCUAUACCAAAACGUGCACCUACAUCACACAUUUUUAAUACCAAAAGUUCUGCAGACAUAAUACACAUUUGAAUAAAAUUUUAUCAACCUACUUCAUUUCGUUGGAAAACUAGACUGAUUUCCACAGACAGACGAACAUCGCUAAAUCGACAUAGAAUUUUAUGCUGAUCAAGAAUAUAUAUACUUUGUGGGGUCUGAAACGUAUAUUUCGAGGUGUGACAAACUUAAUGUACCCUCCAUACUAUGGUGGAAGGUAUCAAACCCAAAAAAACCCGAAAAAUCUUUCAUAAAAUAUGCUGUACAAAAUCGUGGACCUAAAUUGAGCAUAUUCUGCAUAGAGUAUUUAAAUCACAGAAACCAAAAAAAAAACCAAAUUAAAUUAAUCACUUGAAAAUUUUAGUACAGCACCCAAAAUCGUUGUUUGGGGCUAAAUGUAGGACUUCAAUUAAAUUUUUGAAUAAAGUUGUGUUAGUAGUUUUCAUAUACAAUUUACCAACGAUUUGUAAUGCAUAUAUCCUACAGAAAAUUUUAGAAAUUAUUAUUUUUCUAUUUAUUAAAAAGUAAUAAUUUAUAUGAUUUUGCCUUGACCAAAUUCAGACAUUAAAAAUAUACGCCUCCCUUAUCUGUAAUUUGCUUAAUUCCAAUUUUUUGUUUUUAUUUAAAUUUUUGUAAAUGUUAAUUUGCCAAACAGAGAUUAAAAAAAAAUAUAUUCAUUUGAAACAAAUAGCAUUAAAUUGAUAUAAAUGUUUACCAUAAAGAUAUGUCAUUCCUGGUCAUAAAUAUGAUUAUUCAAUAACAGUCUCAGUAGCAUGUUUCGCCGUUUUUUGAUUCGUGUUUAAGCCAAAACGUAAUAGAAUCAAAUAAAAUGUGUAAAUAACCAAACAAACACACAAAUACACGAUGACAACAACAACAACAUCAACGAAAGAGAGCAGAAGAGAAAAACGUUAAACUUUAUUAACCAAAUGUUAAACUAAUUUGUUUUAAAUGAAUAAAUAUAUCCAUGAUAUAUGAUUUGUAAACAAAAACGACAACAAAAAAACGUGAAAUAAAAUACGCAUACAUAAAUAAGUUCUAUGAACCAACAAAUAUUUGCCGAACACAAAUACGUUGAAAGUGACAUUUUCUAAAAUGCUGCAAUUGUGCAAACACUUGCUAGCGUUUUUUUAUGUAAAUAGUUGACAAACAAAAACCCAGUGUUAUAAAAAUAAGAAU